Cynoglossus semilaevis (tongue sole) is the source of this 2873-nucleotide messenger RNA. It is a transcript of the gene nxnl1, whose product is annotated as nucleoredoxin like 1. Gene Ontology annotation, cellular component: mitochondrion. The record is from RefSeq and is a predicted model, not a curated record. Bases 1642 to 2244 code for a protein of 200 amino acids. NCBI's taxonomy places the organism in Eukaryota, Metazoa, Chordata, Actinopteri, Pleuronectiformes, Cynoglossidae. The transcript is spliced from 5 exons. Gene Ontology annotation, biological process: photoreceptor cell maintenance.
UUUCUAACUUAAAUUCACUGAUGUGCACACAGGAUUUUACUGUAGGAGAACCAUGAAUCUACAUCACUGUAGACAACCCCUCUAAUUAUUAAUCAAUUAUUGUGACUUUGAAAAUUGGAUAUAUUUUGCUUUUUAGAUAAAAUUGUAAUUGUGGAACAUUGGCCAAAUAUACUUACUGUGACUAUUUGUACCAAAUAUUCUUUGGACGUGGACUGUUUAUAAAUAUAUUUUUGACCUUAGAGGAUCAUUCCCUUCAUUUAAACCUACUCCGUCACACCAACUUUAUUCAUGUCACCACAAACUAUAGGCAGAAUAUAGUUGAAGACUUUUUCUGGCCUUGAUUCUCUGACUUUCUCUCCAAACUGUUCCCCUUGGUUACCCUUUUACCUCUGUUUAUUGUGCUCUUUAAGACCACCCAGUGGAUUAAUGGUUAAUACAAAGAUCACCACUUUGAGGCUUGUUGGAAACUGAUGGUCUUUAUGUGUGAAUUCUGCAUGUUCCCCUGUGUUUACAGGUGACACGAAGCCUUGCAAUGGACUGGCAAACUCUAGAUAUAAAGGGUCCUCGGUUUACGGCGUCCUCGACAUUUUGUGGAUAACGUCACCAUCUCCUAUAAAUUUAUCAAGUAAGUCUAGUUCUGUCCCUCCAAUCUAUGGUGCACAUAAACUAGUUGGUGAGUAGGAUUGCAUCGUAAGAUUCCAGUCAAGCGCUUCCUGUACUAUUCCACCCUUUACUCGAUGACUGCGUCUGAAACUAUAACGCUACCUUCUUCCAUUCUUCUCUUCCCCUGGCUCUAAAUCACACAUCAUGGCCUGUUUCCAGCACAACACUCGUCUCCAACUACUACAUCCUGCCUACACCCACUUCGUUGCAGACUGUUGCCUGAAAAUAGAUGGGUUAUUGUUUUGUUUUUUUUUAAUGGUUCUGUGACAACCCUAGAAGUUCUGCAGUAAAAAUCACUAUUAUUACUACUGAUAUCAGUUUCUGGUAAAAAAUAUCAAACAUAGUUAUUUGUGGAAAGUAAACGGCAUACAUUUUGCGAUGACAUGGUAAAAUUCUAAAAUGUAUAUUUCUGGUUGUAUACUGUAGUUCUGUAGUUCUAAUUCAUAAUUAACAUGUUAUACAUACAGGUGCUGUCUUGGUAGUAAUCAGCAUAAAUUACAUUCUAAUGAAUUGAAUUUGGGCAUUUAUAGACAUAAAGCAUGGUGGAAACAUCUUCACAGUACGGACGAGCAUGGGUAAAGCAGAAGGAAGGUAACUUUAACUCAUUAAACCAAAUAAAAACACUUGGGAUGGUUUGCACCUUAAUUCAAGAUGAUAUAUUUGAUAUGUGAUGUUUGCGUUGUCUUUUCUGUGCUUCAGAGUGUUCAGUGUGUGUUUCGAUUCAUCCAUGUCUUACCUGAACACAUGUCUCUGAGCGCAGACUAAUCCCUUUAGCUGUCUCUGUCCUGUCCCUAUAUUUGCAUCACCUCUCUGAGAUUAGUCAGAGGAUUUUCUACAAGUGCUGGUGCAGAUCAAUAACCUCUUCACCACAGAGGGACCGGCUGCUAUCUGCCAAGGAAAGUCAGCUGCUUCUGGAAGGGCUGCAGUGAUGUAAUUAAAGGCUUGUGCUAAACAGUUACCUGCUACCUCUCUUUCAUAAUGGUGGACCUAUUCUUGAACCAGAUCCUUGUUGAGAACAACUGGGACCAGGAUAUAGUCAACACAGAACGUGAAAUCAUGGCAAUCCUUGAAAACCGUAUUGUGAUGCUGUUUUUUGCAUCUGCUGAGUGUCAAAUGUGUCGGGAGUUUUUGCCUGUUCUAAAUGAGUUUUUCAAGAAGCUGAAGGACCCAGCAUUCAUCGAGUAUCCUCAGCUACUUGCACUCAUCUUCAUCAGCUUGGACCAAUCAGAGGAACAGCAAGAAAAGGUCCUUAAACAGAUGCACAAAAGAGUUCUGUUUUUGACAUUUGAAGACCCAUACAGGAAUGAACUUCGGACUCUGUUUAAGGUGAAAGACCUCCCAACAGUAGUGGUUCUUCGCCCUGAUGGAUCCAUUCUCUCCACGAAUGCUGUAAAUGACAUCUGUCGCUUGGGUUCAGACUGUUUUCGUAACUGGCAGGAAUCAGCAGAGCUCAUUCAGAGAACCUUUAUGUUGAACGAGGAGUUUGAUGACCUCAAUCUGCGAAGCGCCACUGAUCCUGUGAGAAGACUGAAGUACAAGACAGAGGACGACAAGAGAAAAAAGAAAUGGUGGAAGUUAUAGCUAAAACAGUAAGUUGAAAAAAAUAUAUAAAAAAAUAUAUAUUUUUUAAUUUUAUUCUUUAUAAAAUCAUAAUUAAGAACAUGACGCACAUGUCUUAAACAAAAGAUAUUGGGAACAACUGACUUAUGUCCUUAAUCAUUUAUAAUGACUCACUCAUAAAAUAAAAACAUGUAUAUCAACUGAUAUAAGUUAACAUUUAUUUAAAAGCAUAAUCUUUUCAUGUUAAUAUAAGUUUAAUAUAAUAUUGACUGAAUGUACUGUAUAUAGUAGAUGUUGUAUAGAUUACUUUUUGGGGAAAGUUUUAUAUGUUAUGUAAAAGAAAACUGUAAAUCUUACUAACAGAUAUUGUGCUUUUUGUAUUUGUGAUACAUUAUAUGAUAAUAGAAUUUAUUUGACUUGGAACUCUGCAUAAAUAUGUUCUGUUAAGAAUCCUUAAAAACAGAAAUAUGCACAUCUGCACAUGAUAUAGAACCCAGAUCCCAGAUCCCACAUGCUUGCAGACAAAAUAAACCAAAAACAUUGUGAUCCCCCCCUGCCCCCCCAGUCUUUUCUGUUAUCCCCAGUUAAAUGUUUAUGCAUGACUAAUGUUAACUAGGACACUGCUGGGUUUGACCAGUUAGACAGUGCAG